GGGCCAGGGCAGUCGCUCGCUGCUCUAUCCGCCUUUGUCCGCUCGUUUCUGGGUGUAAAAGUUUGACCUGAGCAUAGCGCGCAGAGGCAUAAUUCUACCUGGUGUCCUGGUGCUGAUAUGGACUGACCGUAACUUUCAGAUUUAAGUGGGAAGUGGGAUUAAGACUAAUUUUACAACCAUCUUGUGCACUCGGCUCCCGGACCUCGCGUCACGGACCAGACUGGACCAGGAUUUGGACCAGUUUCAUCUCUUCAUAUUGGACAAUAGACUUUUGGAAACAGAACCAGUGGGACAGUGGAUAGAGGAAACAUUCUGCUUCAGUCUCUGGAGAAGUGCCCCCCCUGCUGGUGACCCAUGCCCCUCCAGUAGAUGUGCUCUGACGCCGACUCUGCCGACGUACUCUGACGCCAGAGCCGCUGUAGCUCCGGUCCCGCCCAUAGAUCUAAGAAGUACUAGCAGCAGAAAGCUCAGAGCAACUUUGUAAUGUAACUGAAAAUCCGCUAUUUUAUACUCAUGACCGCAUAGACGCACCGCAGGCACAGUGUUUUGAUCUGCUCGGGUAAAGAAGCGACAGAUCCGAUCUCGUCAUGCUCUCGAGGCUGGCUUUGACUCUGCACCCCUGUCGUGCCGCGUCUCUGGGGCUGGUGAGAGGGGUCUCCUCGGGAUCUGUAAACAUCUCAGAGCCACUGAACUUCUGGGCUGGAGAGAGAAGAUCUAGCACACAAAAAAGCAACGUGGAAAACGUAUACGAACCAGCAACAGGACGUGUUUUGUGCCAGUUACACCAGUGUGGUCCUGAAGAUGUCAACGAAGCUGUGAAUAAUGCCAAGUCAGCUUUCAACUACUGGAGCAAAAUGUCUGGGAUGGAGAGGGCCAGGAUCUUAAUCGAAGCUGCACACAUUAUUGAGAGCAGAAGAGAGGAGAUUGCACAGAUGGAAGUUGUUAAUAAUGGAAAGUCCAUUACAGAGGCUCGUUUGGAUGUUGAUUCUGCCAGACUUUGUAUAGAAUACUAUGCUGGGUUGGCCAGCACCAUGUCAGGCCAACAUGUCCAGUUACCAGGUGGAUCCUUUGCCUACACUCGAAGAGAGCCUUUAGGGGUCUGUGCUGGCAUCGGUGCAUGGAACUAUCCCUUUCAAAUCGCUGCUUGGAAAUCCGCACCAGCUCUGGCAUGUGGAAAUGCUAUGAUCUUUAAGCCAUCCCCGGUGACGCCAGUGACAGCUGUGUUAUUAGCAGAAAUAUAUGCUCAAGCUGGAGCUCCGCAAGGGCUUUUUAACAUUGUCCAGGGUGGACAAGAGGUGGGCCGACUACUGUGCCAGCACCCUGACAUUGCUAAGGUGUCGUUUACUGGAAGUGUACCCACAGGCAAAAAGAUAAUGGAAAUGGCCUCUCAGGGGGUCAAACCUGUGACUCUUGAACUUGGAGGAAAGUCUCCAUUGCUGAUUUUUAAUGACUGUGAUCUAGAAAACGCAGUGAGAGGGGCUCUGAUGGCCAAUUUUCUCUCUCAAGGACAGGUGUGUAGCAACGGAACAAGAGUUUUUGUUCAGAAAGAUAUUGUGCCAGAGUUUGUGGAGGAGGUUGUGAGGAGGACUAAAUCAAUAGAAAUCGGUGACCCAUUGCUGGAGACUACUCGAAUGGGAGCACUGGUCAACCGACCGCACCUAAACAAAGUGUUAUCCUAUGUCAAUCAGGCAAAGAAAGAGGGAGCAAAUGUUUUGUGUGGAGGGGAAGUGUUCGUCCCAUCGGAUCCCAAACUUAAAGAUGGAUACUACAUGACUCCAUGUGUACUCGGAAUCUGCACUGAUGACAUGACGUGUGUGAAGGAGGAGAUCUUUGGUCCUGUCAUGUCUGUGCUGUCAUUUGAAACAGAAGAGGAAGUACUACAUAGAGCAAAUGAUACUAGUUUGGGCCUGGCUGCUGGAGUUUUUCUUAGGGAUGUGAGAAGAGCCCAUCGGAUAGUUGAACAUCUGAAGGCUGGUUCCUGUUUCAUCAAUAAUUACAACAUAACUCCUGUGGAAGUGCCUUUUGGAGGUUUUAAGAUGUCAGGCAUUGGGCGAGAGAACGGACAGGUCACAAUAGAGUACUACUCACAGCUAAAGACUGUUUUUGUGGAGAUGGGAGAUGUGGACAGCCUUUUCUGAAAAACAGAUUGCAAUUAGUGAACUAUUGAAACACAUUUUAGGUCUGGGAAAAUACUUGAAGUACUUGAUUUUUGUCUGAACAAUUAAGCCACUAUUUACUGUUAUGUUGAAGUAGAUGCUCUUAAUUACUAUGAUUGUAAUUUUAAAUAUUAGUGCACUAUACAACUAGCUACAUAUUUAUUUACAUAUACCGUAAAUAAUUUCACUGUAUAGAUCACCAAUCUUAAUUUUUGAAACAAAUAUUUUAUUCAAAACAUGUAGUGAAUGAUACAUGUACUCUUUUGUACAUAACAGCAAAAUGCUUGACCUCUUUUUAAACAACAUAAACAUAUUUUAUUAAAUCCUUACUUUACAAUAUAAUAAAUAUGAGAUCAAAUGUUUACAACAAAGCAAUGAUAAUUUAUCAAUAAUCACUAUAGAAACAUUUUAGAUUAUUCUUUUCCUUUUGGCCUGUGUCUUGCCCAUUGCCUUUCUCUGUGAAAAAAACAAAAACAUAGAUUUUAAUGUGGCCAUUUGUGUGCCUUUGCUAACUGCUACAGUUUUUUAUUUCUGUUUUACCUUUGCCAGAGGCUGUGUGGGCUUCUUGAACUGCGCAGACUCUAUUUUGAAUGAAGAAGAAUUAUGAACAUUGAAGUAAUACAUUUAAGAUAAACUAGAAGUACUUUUGUAUACCA
Messenger RNA from Boleophthalmus pectinirostris (great blue-spotted mudskipper), 2812 nucleotides. It is a transcript of the gene aldh9a1b, whose product is annotated as aldehyde dehydrogenase 9 family, member A1b. The record is from RefSeq and is a predicted model, not a curated record. Gene Ontology annotation, molecular function: aminobutyraldehyde dehydrogenase (NAD+) activity; 4-trimethylammoniobutyraldehyde dehydrogenase (NAD+) activity. Lineage: Eukaryota; Metazoa; Chordata; Actinopteri; Gobiiformes; Gobiidae.